UGUUGCAGAUAAGCUUGGUGCAGCCGGCUGACCCCAGGCCCUCGUUGCACCUCCCAUGUCGCAGGAUCAAAUCCUCAAAAGGGACAACCUGUCCACCGUGCCCAGCCCCCAACACCUCAUAAACACACCGGGCCCCUGUCCGGCGCCUUGCCCUGGCCUGCUUUCUCCAAACCACUCCUGCACCAGGACAGCUCCCCGAGGCUGCAUCCCUGAGGCUGGGGGCGCGACUCGGCUCCGCCCCGGACCUGCAACUUGACCCACGCUGCGACCCCUUGCUCUGACGUCUUGGAAAAUUCCCCCCUGCCCAGGUCCCGGGGGAGGGGGUGCAUGGUAUGAAAUGGGUCUGAGACCCCCGACUAGGGCCAGAGGAACCCGCUGGAGAUCAUUCCAAACGAGUGCCUAUGGACGUGUGGAGCUGCGAUGAGACCGCACCACAGGAGGUGCCCCCAGGGAACAAGCUGGCAGGGCUCGAAGGAGCCGAACUUGGCUUCUACUUCCCCGAACUGACAUUCCAACCAGACACAGCAACAAUCGAAACGUGCUGGAAAGGUGGCUCUUUGAUCCUGUCCUUCGCAGGGUUCCCGGAGCUAGACUGGAGCCCCGCGAUACCAUAUCCAGAAUAUGCAUGGGGAGCAGAUCUCGGACCUCAGCCCCCUACGUGGUCCGGAGACUGCACAGACCUGGCAGGCACUGCCCGGGACCCUUGCAGCCUGGUCUCGCACACCCUACAGCCCGCCCUCACCGGCCCGGGCCACGCCCCCUUCUCUGGUUCUGGAGGGGCGGCGGGCCAGAACAGUGCCACCUCGUGGUCGCGGGCCCAGGCCGCCAGGAGCGCUGCGAGCUGGGACUAUUCUGUCGUCCCCAACGGCGUCACCUACUGGGACAAUGGCCUCUACGGGGACCCUCGCUCAGACUAUACCAUGUCGUGGGGCGAGCCUGCGGGUUCGGAUUGUACCACCUCAUGGAACCUGAGGCUGCAUGCAGGUUGCAGCCUCUCUUCCAGCGGGCACCAGAGUUCAGCUCUCAACACCUCCUCCGAACCAAGGCAGCAGUCGGACCGUGCUACCUCAAAUAGUUACCCCAAAGCGAACCACCGAGGUCCCAUUCAGCUGUGGCAGUUUCUCCUGGAGCUCUUGCACGACGAGGCGCGUAGCAGCUGCAUCCGCUGGACUGGCAACAGCCGCGAGUUCCAGCUGUGCGACCCCAAAGAGGUAGCGCGGCUGUGGGGCGAGCGCAAGAGGAAGCCGGGCAUGAAUUAUGAGAAGCUGAGCCGAGGCCUGCGUUACUACUACCGCCGCGACAUUGUGCAAAAGAGCGGUGGGCGCAAGUACACAUACCGCUUCGGGGACCGCGUACCUGGUUUGGCCUCUUCGGACUGUUCGAGGGUUGGGCAGGGAGCAGAGAUCUAA
Messenger RNA from Octodon degus (degu), 1409 nucleotides. RefSeq names its product ETS variant 2 (gene Etv2). Gene Ontology annotation, cellular component: nucleus. Lineage: Eukaryota; Metazoa; Chordata; Mammalia; Rodentia; Octodontidae. Gene Ontology annotation, molecular function: sequence-specific DNA binding; DNA-binding transcription factor activity, RNA polymerase II-specific. The transcript is spliced from 7 exons. The record is from RefSeq and is a predicted model, not a curated record. Bases 402 to 1409 code for a protein of 335 amino acids. Gene Ontology annotation, biological process: regulation of transcription by RNA polymerase II; cell differentiation.